AAUCCUUGUCGUGCUGUGGGUCUCAUUGUUCUCUUUGGGGUUCUCAUCAUCUUGGUAUCAGAGCAUCAGAUCCCUAAAUCAGCAAGAAUUUAAUUGAACAUAUUGAGCAUGUGCGAAUGGUACUAGAGGUGUUGAGAACAGAAAAGUUGUUUGCUAACCUUAAAAAGUGUUCCUUUUGCACAAAUCAGAUUGUUUUUUUAGGGUAUGUUGUUUCAGCUGAUGGAAUCACAGUAGAUGAAGAAAAGGUUAAGGCUAUUAAAGAAUGGCCGACACCUAAAAAUAUUUCUGAGGUGUGGAGUUUUCAGGGUUUGGUGAGUUUCUACCGGAGAUUCAUCAAGGAUUUCAGCACAAUUGCAGCACCGUUGACUGAAAUUGUGAAAAAAAGUGUUGGAUUUAAGUGGGAAAGUGAACAGGAGAAUGCUUUCAAUUUAAUUAAGGAAAAUGUAAUUUCUGCACCAUUACUUGCUUUACCUAAUUUUACUAAAACUUUUGAAAUUGAAUGUGAUGCAUCAAGUAUUGGCAUUGGUGCUAUUUUGAUGCAAGAGCGGCGACCUAUUGCAUUUUUCAGUGGAAAAUUGACUGGCGCAGCACUUAACUAUCCUACUUAUGACAAGGAGAUGUAUGCAUUGGUAAGAGCUUUAGAGACAUGGCAGCAUUAUCUUUGGCCUAAGGAGUUCGUGAUACAUACUGAUCAUGAGUCGUUGAAGCACCUGAAGGGACAAGGUAAGUUGAAUAGACGACAUGCUGAGUGGGUGAAAUUCCUUGAGACGUUUCCCUAUGUGAUCAAGUAUAAGCAAGGAAAGGAAAACAUUGUGGCUGAUGCAUUAUCUCGCAUGAAGGGUACUUGUUUAGAGAAAAUCGAUUAUGUGUGCCUAACUGUUCCUUAAGAGAAUUGAAACAGAAUCUGAUUCUGGACGUUUAACGCAUGGUGUUGACACCUUGGUUACGUGUCGAUACUACACCCAUGUCGGGUUUCGGGUUUCUGGUUUCCUUUUGCAAUUUCUUCAAUGGUAAAAUAGCAGAUUUGGUUCCUGACUUCUGGAUUCUGCACAAGUUGAUCCUCAAAUCUUUGAUCUCUUCAAUUUACUUCUAAAAAGUAGAAUUUCUUCUAAUUAAAUCCUUUCCUACAC
This is a messenger RNA of Rubroshorea leprosula, 1130 nucleotides long. The record is from the annotation of a GenBank genome assembly. Lineage: Eukaryota; Viridiplantae; Streptophyta; Magnoliopsida; Malvales; Dipterocarpaceae.